Messenger RNA from Ceratitis capitata (Mediterranean fruit fly), 2148 nucleotides. RefSeq names its product endothelin-converting enzyme 1. The record is from RefSeq and is a predicted model, not a curated record. The transcript has a single exon. Gene Ontology annotation, biological process: protein processing. The coding region runs from base 1 to 2103 and encodes 700 amino acids. Gene Ontology annotation, cellular component: plasma membrane. Gene Ontology annotation, molecular function: metalloendopeptidase activity. NCBI's taxonomy places the organism in Eukaryota, Metazoa, Arthropoda, Insecta, Diptera, Tephritidae.
AUGUCAAACCCACGGCCAUUUCACGGUCUAUUAGCCACAUUGAUCAUUACGGCAAUCGUUGACUGGCCAUGGCCGUGGCCUGUGCCACCGCGUGUCGCGCAAGCGAUGAGCAUUUCAACAGAACGACCAGCCCACACCGCAGAAGAGCAGAAUGGCACUGGUAGCGCACUCUUCCAGCUGCCCACAAAAAUGGAUGAAUACGAUGUUCUCGAGGAGCUGGGUCGCCUAACUUUGGCCAGUAUGAAUCAGAGCGUCGAUCCCUGUGAGGAUUUCUACGAGUAUGCCUGUGGUAAUUGGAAGCAGGCUGAACUGGUGCCGGCGCGCUCGCGUAAUAAUUCAUUCCUGAAUGCAAUGCAGCUUUCGGUGAAUGAAAUGUUGACAAAGUAUUUGAAGAACACCACAGAUAAAGAGCUCAAGCAGCAUAAUGCAGAGGCGAAAGCUAAGACGUUCUUCGCUUCUUGUAUCCGCAUGUACAAAGACAUGUCUGUCGGUUAUAAAUUGCUUUUAGAUAUGGAAGAGUUCACUUUCAAUCUAGCCGAGAGGCAGCAGUCGAACGAGACUUUUGAUUGGAUCAAUAUAAACUUCAUGUCGAACUACGGGAUGUAUCCGUUGUUGCCGCUGAAGGUGCACUACGACACCGAGAGCCGUAAGUUCGAUGUGCUUUUGAGCACUUCGGGCAAGGUAUUGGGCAACUCGGAUGUCGUCGAUAUAAAAAAUCUAACAAGAGACUUUAAAAUCGAACGAGACGAAGAGGUGAAACAAAUCGAAGAUGAAUUCGAGCUGGCUGUUAGCUUUGAAUCCAACCUGACAAUGCACGCGAAAAGACGCAACCAAACCGAGCAACUCUCCCUGGCCGAGUUCUACCUGCAGCACAAAGAAGACGCUUUGAAUUGGACACGUUACUUUGAGGUCGCUUUCAAUGGCAGUGCUCGGAAUGACUGGUUGAUACAAAACACCAUCGCUAAUGUGGAUCCUCUGGUGAAUUUCCUUCAGAAAACCGAACUCGAGACACUAAGGAACUACGUGAAGUGGCGCACAAUCGUCAAGUUUUACUAUAUUUGGAAGUACGAGGUGAGCGAUAAGUCAGUGGAGAGUAGUUGUCGAGAGCACACCGGACAGUAUUUUAAUUACGCCCUCCUGCCCUGGUUCAUAGACAAUGUGUACGAUGCUGAUCGACGCGCAGAUAUACUCCAGCUCGCGAAGCACAUAAAAGAAACAUUCUACGAGCUGCUGGAUAAAUACACUUGGCUGGACGAUGAAACCCGUUCGCAUGCAAAAACGAAGCUUCGCGCUAUGGAUAUUACGGUCGGCUACUCAGACGAAAUGCGACAUCGUGACAUCAUCGACAAGGUAUACGAAGACGUUGAGAUCGGUGAUAAUUGGUAUCGCAACUUGCAGGCGGUGGAGCGUAAUCGCGCGCGUGUGCGCAUGCGUUCGGUGAAUAAAGCGAUUAUACCGCCCUUAAUGUCAACACGUGAUGUAAACGCCUAUUAUGCGGACUUCUUAAAUUUGGUCUUCAUUGGCAUUGGCAUUUCGCAAGCGCCCUUCUAUCACUACAAAUAUCCACCGUCCAUCAAAUUCAGCGGCAUCGGCAACAUCAUCGGCCACGAGAUGGCGCACGGUUUCGACUCCUAUUGCUAUCAAUUCAAUUACGAUGGCAAGAAAAUGAACUGGUGGACAGAGGCCUCGUUGCGCAACUUUAAGGAACGCUAUCGCUGCAUGGAGUCCCAGUACAACAAAUACAUCUUCCACGGCGUGCUCACGAAUGGAACACUGACAUCGGGCGACAACAUUGCCGACAAUGUAGGCACACGCAUCUCCUAUCAGGCUUAUCUGAAUAGUUAUGGGAAACUGGAUGGUGAUAAGAAGCCCAUACCGGGUCUGGAGUUGACCAAUAAGCAGCUGUACUUUUUGAAAUUCGCCCAAACCUGGUGCACGGGCAAGGAUGACGCCUCGAAGGUGCGCAAAAUGAAGACAGACGUACAUGCAUACGAGGAGUUCCGGGUGAUUGGCACGCUGCAGAACAUGCCCGAGUUCAGUGAGGUGUUCAAGUGCAAAUUGGGUGCGGAUAUGAAUCCGCUGAAGAAAUGUGUGAUUUGGUGAAUGGUAAAUAGCGAAAGAGGGAAUAAAGUACAAAAUAAAUGGAAA